This is a messenger RNA of Bactrocera tryoni, 1305 nucleotides long. Its product is annotated as proton-coupled amino acid transporter-like protein CG1139. Gene Ontology annotation, biological process: amino acid transmembrane transport. Bases 1 to 1305 code for a protein of 434 amino acids. The transcript has 8 exons. The record is from RefSeq and is a predicted model, not a curated record. Lineage: Eukaryota; Metazoa; Arthropoda; Insecta; Diptera; Tephritidae. Gene Ontology annotation, cellular component: vacuolar membrane. Gene Ontology annotation, molecular function: amino acid transmembrane transporter activity.
AUGGACAAUACACAAAACAGCGUAAAUGAAGAAUAUGAUCCAUACCAGCAUCGUAAGGUCGUGAAUCCCAUGAGUAAUUUCGAAGUUUACAUCAGCCUGCUGAAGGCCUCCAUCGGCAUUGGCUGCUUGGCCAUGCCCAAAGCCUUCCAAGCGGCUGGUUGGCUGAACGGCCUGAUCAGCACCGCCUUGAUCGGCGCGAUCGUUAUAUUCGCGCUGCAUGUGUUGUUGCGUGGCAUGUACGAGCUGAGCAAGCGGAAGCGUGUGCCGCGUUUGAACUAUCCAGACUCGAUGGCGUUUGCGCUGGAGUCGGGACCGAAAUGCUUGCGCUUCUUGAGCGAAAGUGUGCGCUCGACAAUCGACUUCGUAUUGGCGUUCUAUCAUUUUGGCGUCUGCUGCGCUUACGUCGUCUUCAUUGCCGACAAUCUGAAAGAGUUGCUCGACUUUUAUGGCUACGAAAUCGACACACGCUUUUAUAUCUUCGCACUAUCUUUACCUUUGUCGGCGAUUUAUUUUGUGCGCGAUCUGCGGAAUCUGGUGCCGUUCAAUGCGUUUGCCGAUGCCAUGAUUUGCUUUAGUUUCAUCAUUAUAUUCGCUUACAUUUUCACGGGAUUACCUGCAUUGGCCGAGCGAAGUGCUUUUGGUGACUUGAAAUCGUAUCCGCUAUUCUUCGGCACGGUGCUCUUUGCCAUCGAAUCUGUUGGCGUGAUCAUAUCCGUUGAAGCUAAAAUGAAAUCGCCGAAGGAUUACUUAGGUUUAAAUGGCAUAUUGAAUAUGGGCUUAGUCACCUCUCUAAUAUUAUAUGUAUUAAUUGCAUUUUUCGGCUACUGGCGCUAUGGUGAGAAAGUCAAGGACAGCAUCACCUCAAAUCUACCGAUGGAGGAUUUCUUCCCUCGCUUGGCCCGGUUAAUGUUUGCAGUUGCCAUAUUUUUAUCGUUUGCACUACAAGGUUACAUAACCAUCGAGGUGUGUUGGCGGCGCUACUCGGAAUAUAUGAAUUUGAAGCCUUCGCACCCCUUGGAGUACGUGCUACGUAUCGCCAUUGUGCUGGGCGCGGUGCUCGCCGCCGUUAUGAGUUCACAUCUGGCAUUGAUACUCUCGCUCGUUGGCUCCUUCUCGCUCUCCUAUCUGGGCUUGAUCUUCCCCGGUUUGAUGGACUUUUGCUUGCGCUACGGCCAGGGUUUUGGACCCUACAAGAUCUACUUGUGGCAAGAUAUGGCUUUGAUGGUCUUUGGCUUUAUCGGCGGCGCUAUAGGCACUUGGUUCUCGCUCAGCGACCUCUAUGCAAAUUACCAACUACAGCAAUGA